Messenger RNA from Symbiodinium pilosum, 357 nucleotides. Lineage: Eukaryota; Dinophyceae; Suessiales; Symbiodiniaceae. The record is from the annotation of a GenBank genome assembly.
AUGCCUCCGCCCCAGAAGCAAGCACCAAGCAAGGUGCAGGCGGCCAGGGUCGGGGCAAGUGCGGCCAAUAAUCAGAGAUCGAAUGAGAUGAACCCCAAUAAUCGGCUCUACCACCGAGCACGCGGUCUGGCAGAAAGGCCAGCCGACUGGAUGAAGAUUGUUGAGGAUAAACGCGACAGAGGACAGAGGCAGCACAUCCUCAACCUCGCGAGCCGUGAAACCACGUCAGAGCGAGCGGCUCAAGGAAGGAACAUGGUAAAGGUUGAGGCGGCAGUCAAGGCAGUCCAUGCGCAAGCCAGGGUCGAGUUGGGCGGGUCACGACUGAAGAAGACCAACUUAGCCGGGGCUGACCAAGAU